This is a messenger RNA of Prunus armeniaca (apricot), 990 nucleotides long. Lineage: Eukaryota; Viridiplantae; Streptophyta; Magnoliopsida; Rosales; Rosaceae. The record is from the annotation of a GenBank genome assembly.
AUGGAUCUUCCGCAAAAAAUCGACGAUUAUAUCAAGGAAUCGAUCGAUCAUUCCUUGGGCCUCCCUGUGUCCACGCACACGCUCGAAUUGAAGCUUCGAUGCUCGGAAGAAUCGAAGCAGCGGCUUCAGAACCAGUACUCUGUUCUACUCGCAAAAAUGAAGGAGAAAGAUCAAGUCCUCGAGCGCGCUAGGGCUGAAGCGAGUAUGAAUGCACAAGCUUUGAGGAAGUUCGUUGAGGAGAAUCAGAGAUUGGCGUCAGAGUGCGCGCAUCUAGUGACCCAGUGCAACAAAUGGGAGAGAGAGUGCUCGCUCUAUGAUCACGACCGGGAGGCUUUGAUGGAUUUUGGGAACGAGGCUGACCAGCGUGCCAAGGAGGCUGAGAUUCGUGUUCAAGAGUUGGAGGACGAAGUCAAAGAGUUAAGGGAUGAAUUGGGGUUCUACAAGCACAAAUUAGAGAUGCAUUCGGUUGAUUCAUCUUCUGAUGACACAACCAUUGGAGAGAAACUACUGGAGUCUGUUUUAGCAACAUUGAUCAGUAAAGAUGAAGCUGUGUCUGCACCUGCAUUUCUGGAGGUCAAUGGUGGAAAUGAGUCAUGUCAAAUGUUGCUAAAAAUGUGGAACCGCUUGAGGCCAUCGACUCAAAAAGUUCUGUCACUGGUGGCCAAGGUAAAGACACUUGAGAAGGACAAGGAACAUCUAACGAUGAAUCUUUGUACCGCUGAAGAAGAGGUCAAAUUGCUUUUUGAAGAGAACAAAGUGCUAGAUGUGGAGAACAAAAGAUUACUGAGGCAGUACCACAAGGAAAGAAACCAGUCUGGUUCAGGCGGAAAACAUAACGACAGUGCAUCAGCAAAGUCGAAUAAGCGAAAGUCAAGCUCAAAGAUGAGCAGCCCGAUUGCGAAGAUUGAUUUCAGUGACCAAGAACCAGCAAGACAGCCCCUUUCACCCUUGCGUUGUAACUCCCCUAACUCUAGAAACCGUAAGAAGUAA